Molecule: messenger RNA, 1578 nt
Organism: Symbiodinium sp. CCMP2456
Lineage: Eukaryota; Dinophyceae; Suessiales; Symbiodiniaceae
Source: the annotation of a GenBank genome assembly
AUGGAAAGCUGGGCGUUGAGCGCUGACGGGCAAAUCAAGUCUCAGCUGCAUUCACUGCUGCAGGAGUUCAGUUUUUUUCGUAACUUGGAGGCGAAGAUUCAGGAGCGUUUGCCAUCGCUAUUGUCCUUCGGAAGGGCUGAGGCUGGCACGGUCUUGUUCUAUGAGGGCGAUGCGCCGCGACUGUGCUACAUCAUCUUGUCGGGCGAGGUGACCAUCUGGAAGUCUCAACGGAAGGAUGACUUGUCGCCGAGGUCGAUGAAAGAGAAGUACAGCCGAGCAAACUCAAACAAGAUGCCUCCAGAUGCCACGGGCGGUCCUUCCGAGGAUGCUCCAGAGGACGAGGAGGAGGAAGAGGAGACCUUGGGCACAGCAUCCCGUGAAGCCAUGGCGAUGUGUGCCCUGCUGGCGGCGGUGGAGGGAAUGCCAGAUCUCCCCGACUGCCGUGGGACAGCUCAAGAAGAGCAACAUGGCAUGGCCCUGGCCACGCUGGGCCCUGGCAGGCUGCUGGGCGAGCUGGCGAUCGUCGAUGACCGAACUCGCAUGGCAACGGCUGUUUGCCAGACCGCAUGCAAGUUCCUGACGAUGGAGCGGACGGAUUUUCUAAACUGCCAGUGUGCUCUCAUCGACGACCUGGACGACAGGUUGGCCUUCCUCAGAGUGGCAGCGCCUCCACUGCGAAGCUUAUCGAAAGAAGCCGAGCAUGCAGCCUUGUAUUGCUUCGAGGAGCAGAACUUCGCUUUAAAUCACGUGUUCUUCCAAGAGGGCGGUGCAGGAGAUGGUUCCAUUUAUUUCAUUCGCAGCGGAGCCGUGGAGCUCCUGUGCAGGGAAUCGGGCACCCGCAAGGCGGUCCCGCGGGCGGGGCUGCACCGGAUGUGCCUCCUCCAGGAGGGCGCCUGUUUUGCAUCAUCCUUUACCAAAGUCGAAGAAGAGUUCACGGCAGCUGUGGCCUCCACACCUUGCAAGGUCUAUCGAAUACGCCGGGCGAAGAUGCGGCACUUGCCGUAUUCAUUUCGACAGGGCUUCGAGUCAUUUGUGGAGAAGGUUAUGAGCAGCCGACUACAUCUUUGCAAAGGUGUCCCACCAGAGCACCCGCUGGUGACAGCCAUUCUGGAUCCACCGAAGAAGCGAGCGCAGCCGCCGAGCAGCGUGCUGGAGAAGACCUCCCGGCCCCUCCUUGGAAAGAUGCGCAGCCUCAAGGUGCAAAGUUUGCCGGAUCUUCACGGGAAGUCAGCUCCUGGAAGGGCGAAGAAGCAGGAUCGCUUGCAAGCGAGAGCUUUCCUACCGCUGGUCGAAUUGCAUCACCGGGAGACCGACCUUCGACCUGCUGAGGUUAAGACCCGUGGCAUGCUGAAUGCUGGCGACAUGCAUGAGCUCUGGCGAUGUGUGGAGCUGAGCUAUGCCCCGCCUGCUGGAAUGUGGCCGCGAAGAAGACUGGCAUACUGCCUUACUACACGUCCAGAUUUCCAGGAAGCCAAGUGGCGUCAGGUCGCUCAGACCUGCGCCACUCCCUUCGCACCGAUUCCUCACGAAAGCGUCGAGCUUGUAACUUUUGUCCUAGACAAAUUUGUUGCGAUGUGA